This is a messenger RNA of Plodia interpunctella (Indianmeal moth), 3435 nucleotides long. RefSeq names its product DEAD-box ATP-dependent RNA helicase RhpA-like. Gene Ontology annotation, biological process: spliceosomal snRNP assembly. The transcript is spliced from 3 exons. Gene Ontology annotation, cellular component: SMN complex. Lineage: Eukaryota; Metazoa; Arthropoda; Insecta; Lepidoptera; Pyralidae. Gene Ontology annotation, molecular function: RNA helicase activity; RNA binding; ATP binding. The coding region runs from base 299 to 2656 and encodes 785 amino acids. The record is from RefSeq and is a predicted model, not a curated record.
CCAUCCAUGCCAUAUUUAACAAGUACACCUACCUACUUAACCUACCGUCUUGCGUGCCUGUGAAUAUUUUCUAAAUACCUAAAUCUUUCAUUAAAUUCCAAAUACCUACCUACAUGCUAAGCACUUAAUUGAUGAUCUAGAGAUUUUAAAUAAUCGUAUAUAAAUGUAACUCCUCUUUUUAUAACUUAUGUGUGAAAGAACCACUCUGACCGGCUUGCGAUUAUAAAGAGAACAAGUAAUACAGAUAACUGGGACCUAAGGGAUUGGUAUUAACCUAGAAGGCAAUUAAUAAAUAAAAAUGACUUUGGCUCACAAUAUCCAACAAAUAUCUCGAACAAAAGAUGUUCAAACAUCUCACAAUAUUACUUUUGAUACAAUGUUACUUGCUCCUGAAACCCUACAAGGUCUGAAAAAUGCUGGUUUUUACAAACCUUCACCAAUUCAACUACAUGGAAUUCCAUUAGGAAAAUGUGGUUUUGAUCUUUUAUUAGAAGCCAAGUCAGGAACAGGUAAAACUGCUGUGUUUACAUUAAUAGCAUUGGAAAAACUAGAGUUGAAAAAAGGACUACAAGUGGUAAUCUUAGCGCCCACUAGAGAAAUAGCUGCUCAAAUAUGUGAUGUUAUAAAACAAAUUGGAUCUGGUUAUAAAGGGUUGACAGUUGAAGUUGUAAUGGGAGGCCUACCAGUAAAGGAAGAUAUUGCGAAAUUCAAAAGAAAUGUCCACAUUGUUGUUGGUAGUCCAGGAAGGUUACGUCACCUUAUAGAUAAACACAUUAAUACCUCUUCUGUACGACUUCUAAUUCUAGAUGAAGCUGACAAAUUGAUGGAAAAGAGUUUCCAAGAUGAUGUUAAAUACAUAUUUUCCUCUUUGCCAUCUCAGAAACAAGUAAUCAUGAGUAGUGCCACAUAUACAGAAACUGAAAAUAUAUUUAUUCAUGAUUAUGUGCAAAAUGCUCAACAUAUUUGUCCUAAUAAUAAUUGUGUACUUUUAGGAGUUGAUCAAAAAAUAAGUCUAGUAAAGUAUAACAUUAAUAUUGUAAAACAAACUCAAAUCAGAUUUCAAGAAGUUCUCAAAAUAUUUUCUAAAAUUCAAUUCAAGCAAUGUCUUAUAUUUUGUAACUAUCAAGUGAGAGUCUCAGAAUUACAUAAAUUACUGUCACAUGCGAAUUGGCCAGCAGAACAGUUAUCUGGAAAUCAAGAACAAAUGGAUCGCCUGGAUGCAUUAAAAACUUUACAAGAAUAUAAAUGCAGGAUUUUGAUAGCCACAGAUCUGGCAGCUCGUGGUAUUGAUGCUUCAAAUAUUGAUUUGGUCAUUAAUUUUGAGCCCCCUUUUGAGUGGCAAACAUACUUACAUAGAAUUGGAAGGGCAGGUCGUUUUGGUACAUAUGGAAUGGCAAUUACAAUACUGAGUGAAGGAAAAGAAGCAAAGAAAUUUCACAAAAUAUUAGAGCCCAUGAUAGAAAUGAUAAAUUUAACUAAUCUGUGGGAUAAUGAUGAAGUUAGUGCCAUCAAAGGUUUUUCCCCCACAUAUUCACUUAAUACAGGUAAAAUUAAUGAAACUAUUCAAGCAAACAAACAAGAAAUUAAUAGCGAGAUUAAAGAACUAUGGAAGGUGUUAACAUCAAAUGAAGAAACAAAGAAAGAAAAAGCAUUAGAAAGUUUUGAACAUUUGUGUACAUCAUUUAAUAAAAGUAACUCAAAUAUUAAAACAUUUGAUGAAUUAUUACUAUCUUUCGAAAACGAUCAACAUUAUAGAGAUGUAGAUUUAAAAUUUAAACAUUUCAAUAUAUUCAGUGGACCUUGUAAAUCUAUUUGUAUUUCAUUAAAAAAGUAUUUUAAUAUGACAGGAAAAGAGAAAGAAGAAAAUAAUAAUAUUAGUGAAACUUGUCCUGGAAAGGCUGAGUUAAUAAAUAUUUAUCAAAAAGAAAAUGAAAAAGUGAACAAGUGUCAUAACUCUUAUGUGAGUAAUGGAUGCAUAACUGCUUCCACAAAUACCAUCAAGUCUAAUUUUGGUGCAAACAGUUGUAGUGGGAAAUAUGAUAAUACUAAUUACUGUAAGAAAGUUCAUAAUAAUGAAAAUGCUAAUGAUCAUUCCAGUAAACACAAUGACAUUAAUUUAAGAAAUAGUAAAAACUACCAUGACUAUUCCAUUGAAAAAGAAGAAACUAGUGUUAAUUCAAUUGAUUACACAGAUACAAUCAGUGAAUAUAAUUUUGCCAUAAAUAAUCCUACCGAGAAAAAUGAUGAUACAAAGCAAGCACUUCUUGAUGCAGGACUUCCAACAGAAUUUGGUAAAUCAAAGAAAAACAUACAAUUUCGUGUCAACCAAAGCAGACCAAAAAAAAAACCUUCAGAAAACAGAAACACAAGAUCAUUUGAUUCAUCAAAUAUUCAAAACAACAAAAGUUGUAGAAACAUUAUUAGAAGUGAUCAAAAUUCAAAAUCGGAAAGAAACACCAUGAAUAAUUUUAAUAGGGAAAGUCCCUGUUUUAUUAAUAAUAAUAAACGAAAACCAAAAAGCAGUACUAGAUAUAGGGAAGCAACCAGCAGUUCUGAUAACAUUUCUGAAAAUUAUGUCAGGUGGUACAGGAAUCUUAAAUUCCAGAUGAAGCAAAUUGAAUUAGCGGUAUAUAUUGAUGAAUUAUCAAAAUUGUAAGAUAUAAAUAAAAAAUGAAAUCAAAUAUUCAAGGUUAUAUUUAUAAUAUGGAAACAAACUACUUCCGCGUGAAUGUUCACGUCUUACGUACUACAAUAUAUCCAUUGACUAGUCUAGGUACACUGUUGGCUAGCCUUGUUUUAGUCUCAAGAGAGAAAAUAAGAUUCUCAGCCAAAACUGAAACACAAAGUAACAGAAAGUUCAUAAAGUUGGUAUUUGUAUAGCCUUAAAUUAUCAUAAGAGUGAAUUAAAUGAAAUUGAAGUCUGAUAUUGUCAUGCGCAUGCGCCUGCUUUACGUGAGGUUAAUCAGAGACAAGGGAUUUUAAAUGAAAUAUAUAGGUAACUUAUUUGUACAUACCAUUUAUUGGAAUAAUGUAAAAAUACGGCGAUUUUCUCAUAAAUAAAUAAAAAAUAUGUAACAAAAAGAUACAAUAUUUUAAUACUAAAUGCUUAUAUUGAUAACAGCUUAAAUGGAGUACCAGAUUUUUUCUCAAUGUCUAUACAUAUACCUAAUAUGUAUAAUUACAUAAUACAUUAGGAACAAAAAUGGAAUUCAUAUUGAAGAUAUUAGGUCCUUACGUAUGAAAUUAGCUUUUUGUUGUACUGGCCAAUUUAAUCACAAAUUUCUCCUCUUUGGUUAGGAAUUCCAAAUUCAAAUUUAUACAACUAUUUACACAUGUAUUUGUGUUUCGUUAACCGUUUGUUUUACACAUGUAUUUGUUUUUUUCUUCUGAUUUUUCUGUUUGCGUUACUCAGUUUACAAAAUGGAAAACUUGAAA